CUAAACUUCAUUGGAAGAAUUCUGAUUGAAUGUAAGGCUUUGUAACAUCAGUGCACAAGGAAGCUUUUGCUAGCUUUUUGGGUAUCAAUAUUAGAGGAAGUAACUUUUUCUUUGGUUAGAGGUCGUAACCUUUGACAUGGGGGCGGUUAUAAGUUCAUCAUCAGAGGAAGAGAAUGAGGAAGACGAGGUAUUUUCUGAAGAAGAAGAAAAAGUAGAAAUACGAUACGAAGAAAAUUUGAAAGAAAUAAAAACAGUCGAGUCAGAAUCAGAUUCUGAUAUUAGUUUUGACUCGAGUUCUGACAGUUCUAGUUCAGACGACUCGAGUUUUUUUGGCGACUCGACGGAAGAGGAUUCCGAAACUUCCAGUUAUGAAGAAGUUGAAAAUGAAAUUUUUGAAGGAAUCUUAUUCAGUAUGGGGAACCCCCUUCUUGAUUUGUCCACCAAUGUUGCAGAAGGAUUUUUAAAGAAAUAUAACUUGAAAACAAAUGAUGCAAUUAUAGCAGAAGAAAAACAUUUGCCAAUGUAUAAAGACUUGGUUGAUUUUUUUCCGAUAGAAUAUAUUGCAGGUGGUGCAACUCAGAAUUCUGUCAAAGUUUGCCAGUGGAUGUUGGGAGUACCGCAAGCCACUACUUUCAUAGGAUGCAUUGGGAAUGACGAAUUUGGUCAAAUAUUGAAACAAAAAGCGGAAGACGUCGGAGUGAAAACAGCAUACUAUGUACAAGACAAAGAACCCACUGGGACCUGCGCUGCAUUGAUUUGUGGGCAUGACAGGUCUCUUUGUGCUAAUCUCGCAGCAGCAAAUGAAUACAAGAAAGAACAUUUGGACCAGAAGGAGAACUGGGCUCUAGUAGAAAAAGCAAAGUUUUAUUAUAUUGCUGGUUUUUUCCUGACAGUAUCCGUUGACUCGAUCUUGGCAGUAGCAAAACAUGCGGCAGAAAAUGGAAAGAUCUUUAUGAUGAACUUGUCAGCUCCAUUCUUGUGUGAAUUCUUCAAAGAUCAACAAACAUCAGUUCUUCCCUACGCUGAUAUUUUAUUCGGAAACGAAACGGAAGCCGCAGUAUUUUCUAAAAUUCACAAUUUUGGAACUGAAGACGUCGCUGAGAUUGCUAAGAAAUUGGCUGGUUGGACCAAGAUCAACAGCACAAGGCAGAGGAUUGUUGUUAUAACACAGGGAGCUGAGCCUGCUAUUGUUGCUACUGGCCCUCACGAAGUUGCAAAGUACCCUAUAAUCAAAAUCAAACCUGAAGACAUUGUGGAUACAAAUGGGGCUGGAGACGCUUUUGUUGGAGGUUUUCUAUCGCAACUAGUAAAAGGAAAAAGCAUUGAGCAGUGUGUACAAGGAGGACAUUAUGCUGCAAAUCUGAUUAUUCAACGAUCAGGAUGCACUUUUCCAAAAGAAAAAUGCACUUUCGAAUCUUAAUCGAGUGUUUGUUAAAUAGAAAUGGAGUAUUUUAUCAUGUUUACCCGUAAGGAGUCGCUUAAAUCAAAAUGUUUUAUAUAAUCAGGAUCUGAUAAAACAAAUAACUGGCUAACUAAGUGGUUUUCAGAGAGUUUUAAUAGCCACUGACAUUAGAGUAGAUGUUGCGGCUCCGAGUAGGUUUUAGUUUGACGGAAAGAAUGCUAAUUUAUUCUCUUAAGCUUGCUGACCAAUGCCUUAUUGGGCCAGCUUUGAAAGCAUUUUACCCACCCAUCAUAGUUCAGACUCCACAUAUGCACAUCCAAUAAGCUAUACUGUGCACCGAUUUUGAAAUAAUAUAUUUUCAAAACUGACCUACCUACCUGACUCAUUGUUGUUAUUUUCAACUCAUUCACUGAAUAUUUAAAACAUAAACAUGAUAAAAUAAACCCUUUCUAAAUGAAAUUGAAUGUUUUAAUUGAGAAUGCCAAGGACUUGAUUUAUUUAUAAUUUACGGUACUUACUUUGCAAAUGUGGAUUGUGCAGGUAUAACCUUUGAAUGCAAGAUCAAUGGAUGUGGAGGCGUAUGAACUUUGAUACUCUUGUAGUAUGUGUACCAGGUUAUGGUUAGGCCAUAAUCCUAUUUUGACUUUCCGUAUUUAAGUUCUAAUUUCGACAACAGCUCUGAGAAAAAUCUCCUUGGCUCACACGAGUCUUCUUGAUCAGAUUGUCAAGAGUGAUUUAUAAAAUUUAUGAUUUUUUGAGCUUUAGUAAGAAGUUUUGGCUUGUUUUAUCAACUAUGAAAGUCUGCAGUUUCCCCUCUCUGACAUGAAGGAGUUUGGAAAUUCAACUCAGCCCCUGACCUAUUUGAAAUCAAGACUUCACUGCCCUGUUCAGAAAAAGCAAAAACAAGGCCAAAGCAAAAAACAAUAAUAUUCUCAUUUUUGAGUCUGCAAUUUUAUGCAUCAAUGAACAAAUCGUUACUUGAUCAAAAUGACCUUGAUUUAUUUAAUAAUAUCCUAAAUACCCUCCAUAUUUUGAAUAAAUUGUUGCAUAUGACAUAUUUAAUUGUGAUAUUGAUUGGGUGUCUGGUGGUAUCUGUUGUUUUGCUGGCCAUCAGCUACUUGUCCUUUAUGUAAAAAUAAUUUCAAAGCCCAUCUAACGCAGUGAUUCCCAAAGUUGAUUAACAGGAGGCCAAAAUUAGAAGCAGAAAGAUAUUUGUGGGCAGGAGGGUUACCGGUACAUAUGAUUAUCAAACUGUUAUGUGGGCCAUAAUUGAUCCGUGGGACGCAGUUUUGAAACCACUGAGCUAUAGUGAAUGAAAAUCUUUUAUAUUUAGCGUUGCUGAGAUCAAAAAUUAUGUUGCUGGGUCAGAUAUCAAUUAAAAUGAGUUGACUGGUGCUCAAGGAAGUGUGUUAACCAAAAAAAUUCAGUUUUCUUAUCAAUACGAUUAUGGUAAUUAUGUCCAGUUUGUAAAUGAAUCUGUGACUUCGGUUUGUUUGAAAUCUUUUAAAGUGAACACGGAAAAAUUCUCAUUCGAAUUUUUUUAUAAUUAUUGGUGACCAUGGUGCCUGACAUCUAUAUUGUUGCAAAAAAAUUUAUCUUUUGAAUGUUUUAUGUAAUUAAAGAGCUGUUCAAUUAA
This is a messenger RNA of Styela clava, 3038 nucleotides long. RefSeq lists its product as uncharacterized. Gene Ontology annotation, molecular function: adenosine kinase activity. The record is from RefSeq and is a predicted model, not a curated record. Gene Ontology annotation, cellular component: nucleus; cytosol. Lineage: Eukaryota; Metazoa; Chordata; Ascidiacea; Stolidobranchia; Styelidae. Gene Ontology annotation, biological process: purine ribonucleoside salvage; purine nucleobase metabolic process.